AUGGCCUGGAAACGUCAGCAUUGGACAAGACAGACUGACGAAAUCGCAGGAUCUUGUGGACUCGAUCUCGAUUAUGAACUUGCCAGCGAGCUGCCAACAAUUGACCCUUCGCGACCUCCGCUGUCGCCUGCGCUUUUUCGCCCGAACGCGACGCCAGCAGCUAGUGCAGCUCUGCAAGAACCACGCCUGAUGGAAUUAAUUCUCCUCAAGAUCGACAUGAAGACUCUGCUGUUAUCUCAGCGAGUGUCCAAAUUCUGGCAAACAACUAUCAAGGAGAGCACGAAGCUGCAGAAAAAACUGUACCUCACGCCGGCUACUGUUGAUGAACUCAUCUCACUCGGCAUUGCAGACCACAACAGCGUUUUUGUUGUUCCUCCGAAGGAAGAAUCAACUACAUGCCCACCUACCGACUUCGUCAUGAUCAAUCCCCUCAUCAACGCCAUCACUCUGCCGGACAUGCCUGAUCACGAUGACUCCUUGGUCCGUCUCCGACUGCCCGAAGGUCUUCACCCAUCUCAAUCAUGGAACAAGAUGUUCGCCACUCAGCCUCCUGUCCGUGACCUGAACAUCCGCGAAGUCAUGAGGGAACGUCAGGCGUACGAAYGCAACACUGGCAAGACAUGGGUUGUCCCAGGUCUCGAGCCCGAGAUGCACAUUUGGGUGAAAGGCUACGCUGCCAGUUACGACGCCUUCAAGGACUCAAUCGACAGGAGAGAGAAGCUGAGAACGGAAAUGACUGCCAAGGACGAGAAGUGGGAGGCUGAUGAUGAAGCAAAGAUCAUCAAGCGACGUGCUCAGGUUUUCAACCGCUACCCUGAGAACUACACCAUGUGCAGAUGA
Molecule: messenger RNA, 840 nt
Organism: Ramularia collo-cygni
Lineage: Eukaryota; Fungi; Ascomycota; Dothideomycetes; Mycosphaerellales; Mycosphaerellaceae
Exons: 2
Coding region: 1-840 (279 amino acids)
Molecular function (GO): protein binding
Source: RefSeq, a predicted model, not a curated record